ACAAAAAGAUUGAAAAGAAAAAUUGAUCAUUAUCAUGUUUAAAAUAAAACAUUUCACUUCAUUUACAAUCAUUUUCGUUAUUUUUAUUAUGAUGAUAAAAAAUAUAAACAGUGAACAACUUUUUCGGCCUAAUCUUCCAGUUGGUGAAUUUAAAAUAAAAGUUAAAGCAGCAUUUAAGUUUAAUGAAAGCAUAAACUAUUUAAUAGACAUAAAUCUUCAUGCGACUAAAACUUCAACAUCAAGAGCAGUAUUAACUGGAAAUAUCAAUAAUAAAAUCCCAUUUGACGAUUCAUUAAACUCAAAUGUAAAUAUGGCUGUUUUAAGUAAAAUUGGAGGGUGGAAGAGUAAUGCAUUUGUUUAUUCAACUAAAAAUGCUUGUAGCAUUUCGAAAAAAUUGUUAGGAGAGGGUUGGAACUUUACUAUGAACCAUUUAAAUAUUAGUGAUUAUGAUUGUCCUGUAAAACUAGGAAAUUAUAAAAUGACAAAUUUGGAUCCAAUAGAAGUUUUUGAAAGAACAGUACUUAAGGCGAAACAAUUCUUUUAUGGUUCAUACAAGAUCAAUUUAUUUUUUACAAAAAAGAGUGGAUUUGAAGUUGGCAGUUUUGUUAUUAUUUUAGAUAUAUUGAGACCAUGGGAAGAUUGAGCAUUACUUAAAAUUAUUUUUACCUUAAAUUUUUUCUUAAACUUUAUAUCUUAUGUAUAUGUUAAUUAUUAUAUAACUUAAUUCAAAACAUUAAUUUAUAUACCUUUUAUUUGUUUAUUAGUGCAAUUAUUAGAACGAAUUCAAUUGUUUAUUUGAAUAAUAAUUUUAAUCGAUGUAUCCAUGGUGACGUAGUAUAAUUAAUAAUGAU
This is a messenger RNA of Daktulosphaira vitifoliae (grape phylloxera), 851 nucleotides long. RefSeq lists its product as uncharacterized. Bases 35 to 643 code for a protein of 202 amino acids. NCBI's taxonomy places the organism in Eukaryota, Metazoa, Arthropoda, Insecta, Hemiptera, Phylloxeridae. The record is from RefSeq and is a predicted model, not a curated record. The transcript is spliced from 4 exons.